CAGUUGUAGGGGUUAGAUUGUUGCUUGAUACGCGCUAUCGCAACGACAGUUUUUAAAUACCAUUUUAAUUAUUGAAUAAUAAUAAUUGUAUCUAUAAAUCGUGCUACCAUAAAUUUAGAUAAGUGUUUUGUAAAUUAUUUAUAAGUGUAAUAAGUGGUCUUCGCGUUGCCUGCGACUCUUCCUUGGUAAAAUCGCUGAAGUGUAAAGAGACAAAAUGAACGGCUUAAACGGUCACACAAACGGCGAGUUGAAUGGCGCCGGCGACAUCAUCACACAGAACCAACAGCGCGGCUGGUGGACCAUCGGCCUCAUCAACUCGCGAUACCGGUACCUCACCGCGGAGACCUUUGGCUUCAAGAUAAACGCCAACGGCACCAGCUUAAAGAAGAAACAGAUUUGGACCUUGGAGCCAGCCUCUGGGAGCGCUAACGACAGUAUGAUCUACCUUCGCUCCCACCUGGACAAGUACCUCGCCGUGGACUCAUUCGGCAAUGUCACCUGUGAAGCUGAUGAGAAGGAGCCCGGCAGCAAGUUUCAAAUCAGUGUUUCUGACGAUGCGUCGGGUCGUUGGGCGUUGCGCAACGUGGAGAGAGGCUAUUUUCUCGGCUCCAGUUCAGACAAGUUGACCUGCACUGCGAAGGUUCCAGGUGAUGCAGAACUUUGGCACGUACAUUUGGCUGCCAGACCACAGGUGAACCUGCGGUCGAUCGGCCGUAAGCGAUUCGCUCAUUUGUCCGAAAGCCUAGACGAGAUUCACGUCGACGCCAAUGUUCCAUGGGGUGAAGACACUCUCUUCACAUUGGAAUUCCGCGCUGAUGAGGGUGGCAAGUAUGCCUUGCACACCUGCAACAACAAGUACCUUAGCGCACCUGGAAAGUUGCUGGACUCGUGCAGCGCGUCGUGCCUGUUCAGCGCAGAGUAUCACGCGGGAGCGCUGGCACUCCGAGACGCCGAGGGGGCUUACUUGGCGCCCAUCGGGUCCAAGGCCGUGCUUAAGACGCGCUCUACUGCCGUCACCCGCGAUGAGCUCUUCUCACUCGAAGACAGCCUGCCGCAGGCCGCAUUCGUGGCUGCUCUCAACGACAAAUAUGUGUCAGUUAAACAAGGCGUCGACGUGACGGCUAACCAAGACGAGAUUUCCUCGCACGAGACCUUCCAGCUGGAGUUCGAUUGGGCGACGAAGCGCUGGUACAUCCGAACUAUGCAGGACCGCUACUGGACUCUCGAGACCGGAGGCGGCAUACAGGCCAGCGGAGACAACAAGUCUUCGAACGCGCUCUUCGAGCUGGAGUGGCAAGGAGGGGGCUCCGUGGCCUUCCGCGCCAACAACGGCAAGUACAUCACGACCAAGAGAUCGGGGCAUCUCUACGCCAACACGGAUACCGUCGAAGACAACUGCAAAUAUUACUUCUACCUCAUCAACAGGCCGAUCCUGGUGCUGAAGUGCGAGCAAGGCUUCGUGGGUCCGAAGGGAGUGCGCAUGGAGUGCAACAAAGCCAACUACGAGACCAUUCAAGUGGUGCGGGGACCCAAGGGAGCGGUCUACUUCAAAGGAUCUAACAACAAGUACUGGCACGCGGACAGCGAGGCCGUUACUUGCGAUGCUGACGCUCCACAGGGCUUCCACCUGGAGCUGCGCGAGCCUACCCGUUUGGCGAUCCGGUCCGCGGAAGACGGGCGCUACCUGGCGGCCGUCAAGAACGGCAACUUCCGCCUCGCCUCCGCCGACCUCUCCUCCGCCACGCAGUGGGAGUACUAAGCGCCCGUCUCGACUCCCGGCCCCCGUCGGGGGAUCGCGAUGGAUCCUCUCGCGGGAGCAACGAAACCUUAUAUUCUUGGAAGUGUUUUUAUUCUUUGUCGAUACUCAAAAACUGCGUGUAAAAUAAAAAUAUUAAUUAACGUUAUCAAACGUCGGUUUAACGCGAGACCGUUCGCGACGAACGAAUCUAUCGCCGCAGAACACUCUUCCCAUAGCUAUUUAAACCUAAAUUAUUGAAUAUUACGUUAACGCGAGGCGCGAAACUGAAUUUAGUUUCGAAGUCCGGGUGCGGCCGAACGAGCCAAUCGCUGAUUUGCAAAACAAUCCGCUGUAUCUGGGGAAGUCAAAAGUGAAACGGGAAUGGCGGCGAUGCGGGAGGCAUCGCCGUUUCGCAUUUCUCUAACGAGUAAACUGAGCGCCUCUGCCGGAUACAUUUAGUAUGAUUAAGGUGUAUUUAUCGCAGAUUUGCGAAUGUGAUCGUAAGGAAAUAUCGCUUGUCUAAUUUUAUUAUUAUAAUUAUAGAAUAUUUUAUCGCUAGAUCUGCCUUCGGGAUCGCUUACGAAUUAUUUUUGUUACGGGACGCUUAAUUUAUAUUUGUGAAUUCGGGAUCACGCAUUCGAGAGUGGGCCCUCGUCUAUCGGACGGUCCGAGCUGCUCCGACGCACGAAGUCUGUCGUGACGUGUGUAAUUAGUUAAGUUAACGUAAGCGACCGCUCCGAAAGGAGAGGAGAGGUGCAUUCCAAAAUUUUUUCACAACUGAUAAAAUAAUCAGCUGCGAGACUUUAUGGAAUCUGAAUAUACGAUGUGAAUUACACUGAUCCUACAUUUAAAAUAUUUGUACGAUAAUGUCUUUUGUAAACUAUUAAGUGAAUAAUAAAUUAUAAUCAUUUUG
This is a messenger RNA of Pieris brassicae (large cabbage white), 2651 nucleotides long. RefSeq names its product protein singed (gene singed). Gene Ontology annotation, molecular function: actin filament binding; protein-macromolecule adaptor activity. Bases 215 to 1759 code for a protein of 514 amino acids. The transcript is spliced from 11 exons. Lineage: Eukaryota; Metazoa; Arthropoda; Insecta; Lepidoptera; Pieridae. Gene Ontology annotation, cellular component: actin cytoskeleton; cytoplasm. Gene Ontology annotation, biological process: establishment or maintenance of cell polarity; cell migration; actin filament bundle assembly. The record is from RefSeq and is a predicted model, not a curated record.